Mesorhabditis belari is the source of this 921-nucleotide messenger RNA. NCBI's taxonomy places the organism in Eukaryota, Metazoa, Nematoda, Chromadorea, Rhabditida, Rhabditidae. The record is from the annotation of a GenBank genome assembly.
AUGUGCUCAAAUCGAGUGCGAGGUGUUUUAAUGGGUCAUUUGAUCGGUGAUGCUCUGGGAGCACGAUAUGAGUUCAAAACAGCAAAAGAAGUUAAAGAAAUGAUGGCUGAAGACAUGAAGAAUGAUGAGCUUUUGCCAAUGCUAGGCGGGGGAAGAUUUAAAUGGAGGGCGGGUGAGAUAACAGACGAUAGUGAGAUGGGUUUAUCAUUAGCUGGUUGUCUUUUGGCUAAAAAUGGUUACGAUCAAGCGACAGUUGCAACGUCAUACGUGCGAUGGAUUCAAUCAAAGCCAAAGUCAAGCGGUCGAACGACACGAUUGGCAUUGAAAAUAGUUGACAAAGUUCCCAGGGAUUGGCUUGAGACUUGGUCUGAUGAACAAAAGCUUCGACUUUUACAAAUGAUUGAAGAAAAUGUGAAGAAAACAAAUGAAAAAUCACUGUCAAAUGGUUUUCUGAUGAGAAUUUCUCCAUUACCAGCUUUUUAUCAUCGUCAAUCGUUUGAGAGUUGGUCAAAUUGCAUCGCUAAAGAGGUGACAAUAACGCACGCAAAUUCGACAACGAUUGACGCGGCUGAAAUCUAUACAAAAGCCAUUCAUCAACUCAUAAAUGGUUUCACUCCAAAAGCCGUUUAUCAGAACGCUCUUUCAUCAACAAAGGAUAAAAUUGUUCGAAAACAUUUGGAACUAGCUGCAAUUCAACUUUCUCCAUUUCCUUAUGGUGAUGACUUGAGUCUUUCAACGAAUGGAGACGAUCAAAUUAUGGGAUAUUUCGGGAUCGCUUUGCAGGAAAAAUUGCUUUCUAUGAGCUACUGCAUGCAAAAUCCUUUGCCGAGGGUUUACUGGAUGCAAUUCUUGUCGGUGGGGAUACUGAUACAAAUGGUUGCAUUGUUGCUGCAUUACUUGGUGCCCAUUUCGGCUGUGAAA